AUGUCUUAUGGCCUUGUGCACAAUCACUGCAUCUUAGCCCUGUUCGUACACAGUGUUGUGUCUGGACUCGACGAAUGGGAUAUUCUACUCACUGCCAACACAAAGAUGGAUCUCAUAUUAGAAGACAAUGCACCCAGGUGUAUGGAGUCGCUUGACGAACACCUUAACUACACCAUUCAUAUUGCCUGGGAGCAAUUCAAACAUGAAUUCAAUCGGAACUAUACGGAUUCGAAGGAAGAAACCAAACGAAUGAACUUGUUUUGUAGAAGCUUUCUUCUUAUAAGAAAACACAAUAUGGCGUACAAUAAAGGUAAAGAAUUAUACAAGUUGGGAAUCAAUGAAUUCUCUGAUAAGGUGAGUGUCUGUUUGAAAUCGAUAUUUUAUCUUUUACAGACUUCGGAAGAGUCCAAUCAUAAUUGUAUUUCUGACCUCGAACUUCCUGACACUACAGAGUUCGAAUCCACUUAUCAGAUGAUUUCGGCGGAACCACCAAAGUCUAUCGACUGGCGUCAGUAUGGCGCAGUCACACCAGUCAGACAUCAGGAAGGCUGUGGAUGCUGUUGGGCUUUCGCCAUCGUUGGGUCAAUCGAGUCACACUAUUUUUUGCACAGACGAAAUCUCUACACACUGUCACCACAACAGGUGGUUGACUGCAGCUUACCUUAUGGUACGAGAGGUUGUAAUGGUGGCUAUCUACCUUGGGGUUAUCGGUACAUCAAUCAGACAGGUGGUUUAGAGCAAGAGCGCGACUAUCCAUACGUGUCUGGUAGAACAGGUCGACCCAACCCGAAAUGUUUGUUUGACAAGAGCAAGGUGGCUGCAAAGAUCGUUGGACUGGUCGCAGUUCCGUUAUAUAAUGAAAAAGCCAUGACACAAGCAGUGGGGUUUCACGGACCUGUGGCUGUUCUGAUUAACUCAAGUCCUGAGACAUUCCGACGUUACAGAGAAGGAAUUUACGACGAUGCAUCUUGUGGAAGCAACAUAAGGCAACUGGGGCAUGCAAUGUUGGUUGUUGGAUAUGGCGAAGAGGACGGCGUGCCAUUCUGGAUUAUCAAAAACACCUAUGGUACAAAGUGGGGUGACAACGGAUACAUACGAGUUCGCAGAGGUGUCAAUAGAUGCGGAGUUGCUACCAGUGCUCUGUAUCCGAGAAUCUAG
Opisthorchis viverrini is the source of this 1158-nucleotide messenger RNA. RefSeq lists its product as hypothetical. Gene Ontology annotation, molecular function: cysteine-type endopeptidase activity. NCBI's taxonomy places the organism in Eukaryota, Metazoa, Platyhelminthes, Trematoda, Opisthorchiida, Opisthorchiidae. The coding region runs from base 1 to 1158 and encodes 385 amino acids. Gene Ontology annotation, cellular component: lysosome. The record is from RefSeq and is a predicted model, not a curated record. The transcript has 2 exons.